This is a messenger RNA of Ambispora leptoticha, 3024 nucleotides long. Lineage: Eukaryota; Fungi; Glomeromycota; Glomeromycetes; Archaeosporales; Ambisporaceae. The record is from the annotation of a GenBank genome assembly.
AUGGCAGUGGUAACAGUAUCACCAUCUGAUCCACGAGUAAAAAUCAAUAAUAAUAUUUCGAGUCCAAGAGUGACCAAAGAAGAAUCCGAUAAUACUAACGACAACACUGACACAUUAAUACUAAAAUCAUUAUCACGAUCAUCAUCUCCUUCAAAUAUGAAUCAUCACAUUCAUACUCAAAGCAAUAUAUUUUCUUCUUCCACUAAUAAUGAUCUCGAUGAAAAUGAUGAGGUGUCACGACAAGGAAGACAAUCGGUGACAAGUAUCUCGAAUUUAAUCAAUCAUGAUGAAUGGCGAAAUAAAGCGGAGAAUGAAAAACUUGGGAAUAAUCACUCGAAAAAACAACAUAAACACCACAAUAGAAACAAGAAUCUCAAUGAACGUCGUCAUCAUAACGUUGUUCCUGAUAAUACUACUGCUGAUCCCGCUGCUGCUGCUCUUUUAUUAUUGCGUAAACGUCGACGUGUUUCAACAGCUGCAUCGCCUGUACCUUCUGCUGGAUUCGAUGACAUAGCAACUGUUGAAGAUGGUGCUUCAGAUGAUUUAUCAGCUGCAACUUCAAAUAUAUCUUCGAAACGUAUGACGAUGGAGAAUGCUGCUGGUGGGAAUAAUCAUAACAAUGGAGGAGGUAUUAGUAGCAAUGGUGUUGGUGGUGUUAUAUUACCGCCGUCAACAUUUAGUGGUAAACAAAUCCGUAAGAAACCUUAUAUUCCACGCCCACCAAACUCAUUUAUUCUCUAUCGACAACAUCAUCAUCCGCUAAUCUUGAAUCAAAAUCCGGGUAUUAACAAUUCAGAGAUUUCUCGGAUUAUCGCAGAUCAUUGGCGAAACCUUAAUGAACACGAGAAACAAGAGUGGAAGCGUAAAGCAGAGGAAGCAAAAGAGACUCAUAUGAAAGCGUAUCCCGACUACAAAUAUCAACCAAGACGAAGAAUCGGAACACAAACCACCACUUUUCGUAAGGCUACGAUACAUACACCGAAUGGAACGUUAAUAGAAGAUUCAUCGGGAAAAUAUGUGGAUAACUUUGUAAUUGAAGCAUCUUCGUUGCAACAUCAGCAACAGGAUCGUCAACAAAUGAACGAUGAUCAUGCAGUUCCGAGAACAGAUCUUCUGCCGAUGGAUGAGAUGCGAAUGAUCAACGGAAAUAAUAACAAUAUGACUGGCCUUGUCAAGCAUGAGAUGAAACGAAGAGAUGUUGUAAUCAUUGGGGGCGGUUCCAAAGAAUUGCAAAAUAUUGCAAGAACCAGAGCCACUCCAACUGAAGCCAUAAAGGCAAAAUUAUUGCCAAGAACUCCAUCAGCCUUAUUAGCACCAACACCAUCUUCACAUGCAACUGGCGGAAAUUCAAUCAAUCAGCUACAAUCUCCUUCCAAGUCUUCCUCAGCACAUAAUUAUUUCGUUCAUUCUCAAUCAUCACAACCGCCUCCAACCCAAACCCGUCUUCCACCAUCACAUACCAUCAUUCAGCCGUCACAAUCGGCCACUUCACCCACCACCAACACAUCUUCGCCUCCUUCUCCGAUCAACCCAACGACAAUAGUUCGUGGUGCGUUAAUUGUCCUAGAAGGAUGUGAAGAUGGAUCGAGUUCAUUGCAAGCUAAUAAGUUACUGGAGUUCCUAAAGAACGAAGGAAUCAAAGCAAAAUUAUGGAAGUUCCCUGAUCAUUCUACACCAUCCGGAAAUGCUCUACAAUCUUAUCAGCAAUCUAACCGUCAGCCACACCCGAAAACGCUUCAUUUGUUAAGUGCUGCACAUUGGUGGGAAUUAAUGCCUAUAAUGAAAGAUCAUUUACUUAAUGGAACCACAUUAAUCGUCGAUGGUUACAUUUAUUCGGCCAUCGCAGCAUCGGUUGCUCAUGGACUGGAUCUCUAUUGGUCAAAAAGUAGUUAUGCGCAUAUCAUGAUCCCGGACUUGAUAUUUUUCCUAAAUAUGUCUGGAGUAGAAAGAGAACAACGAGAACAAAAUAAUUCUACUGCUGAGUCAACGGCCGGAGAAAAUAAUCGUUCAUCUAUCGAAUGGCAGCGACGAACAAAUGAUGCGCUUGAAAGAUUAGCAGAAGCACAUUGGAAGAUUUUGGAUGCAUCUAAAUCGAAUACUUUGAUACAUGCACAAAUGAUUGAAGCAUCGAUCGAGGUCAUCGAACAGUGUCGGAAAUGUAAUACUAGCUAUGGGACAACCGGCAACAAUAAUAUCCUGCCAAUGUAUUCGCCUCCACAGCCAUAUAUGAUCAACGAAGUGAUAUUUAAAAAUUUGGAAGAGGAUGAAAAUGAAAAGGAUUUUGCAAUAUUCGAAAAGACACUUGCGUUCGCGCCGGAAUUGCCACAAGCACUUUCAAUAAGUGGAUUCUCUCGAUAUAAUAACAAGUUUCCUGUUAUUUCGAUGCAUUGGAUUACAUUAGGCACAAGAUUAAAAGAUGAUCAUGAAAACGAUAUUUUCUGCAUGUUAUUUAAUUCAUUAACCACAAAUAACUUGGUUGGUGUUAUCCCACUGGCGAAUGAUUGGUAUGGAUUAAUUGAGCCAAACAAGACCCAAAAUGAGGGGACAUAUUUCUAUUUAAACAUUCUCCCUCAAGGCACUGAACAUCAGUUUCUAAUUAAUACUAAUAAAAUAAGUACGAAUCUAUCACCAUUGCUACCACAAAAAAGUUAUACGACCGAGGAAAAAAUUACAUUACCUAAACCUGAAAUCGUUGAGUUGUUAAUUAAUAGGAUUCAAAAAUAUGGAACUAAUUUGCCAUACGAUGAAACAAGGUUUAACACAAGUAUCGAACAAUGUCGUAAAAUAAUCCAAGUCUUUCAUAAUACAAUACUUCGAGAUGAUCUGAUCAAUGUAUUGCAGUUUGGGGAUCAUCAAUUCGAUGAUGAAUUAGAAGAUGAAGAAGCGGAAGAUGAAUAUAUGAAUAGGAUUGAGGACGGUGAUAUUUUUAUCCACGAUUAUAAUGAUCAAAAUAAUCCUGGGAAUGAUGAACAACAGCACAGUGAAAGGUCAAAUGUGAUGUCACUUAAUGAUCUUUUGAAUUAA